AUGUUUCUAUCGUGUCCGAAUGGACGACGGUCAUACCGGGUGGACAAAGAGGAGACAGAAACCAUUUGGCCGGAAAGUGGAAAAGUCGCCAUUGUUCGCUCGUCGCGAAAAAGUGAAAAAUCAAAAAGUGGGCAGUCGCCUGUAACAACUUUCCGGGAUUCCGCACCUGUAGCGACAGCCAGCAAUAAGGGUAGCUGCGAUCGGUUGAGCCCUUCGAUUCCAGAAACGCUGUGUGUAGAUUUUUCUCGCUCGAAGGCGCACGAAUUGAAGGCCGCAUUUUCGGAACAAACAAUUGGGGCUGAAGCCGAAAGAAACUUCCGACGCACGAUUUGGGAGGAAAAGCCAGCCCAAGCGAUCGCUCCCAAUCCACGCUCCGUUGGUGAACCGUAUCCCGUGAGCGACGACGGACAUUCGGUCGUACACGAAGAAGACAACAGACCCCUUAAAGGGGUUUUUAUUUGUACUUAUAGACUGAUUCGUCCGGUCGCUAGACGGAUUGCCUCGGAGAAAGGAGAGCCACCGGCGCGCUUCGGUGUGAACCAUCAUUCCGGCAUCGUGUUCGGAAGACAAACGGUGUGGUCGGGCCAGAGGAAGCGGCUGCAAGGAACACCGAGUGACGAGGAGCAGCGUCGAUACCAUUCAGGCCGAUCAGUGGAAGGGGACCGGGGUUGUGUCCCACGUGAACAACAACAUCAUUCCGGCAUCGAGUUCGGAAGACAAACGGUGUGGUCGGGCCAGAGGAAGCGGCCGCAAGGAACACCGAGUGAGGAGGAGCUGCGUCGAUACCAUUCAGGCCGAUCAGUGGAAGGGGACCGGGGUGGUGUCCCACGGGAGCAACACGUCCGAAGGUCGAAGUCGUCACCAGUCACCCACGGUGGUCCGAAUCAGCAUAGUUCCCGAAUCAGGUGUGCGAUGUGCUCGUGCGUUGUGCGACCGAGGAAUGCAUUGAAGAUGGUGCGAUGCAGUAGGUCAGGUAGUCACUUAUAGGACGGGCCCGUAAGUAAAGAAAGAUAAUUAGCUUGUAAGAACAUGAUUUAGUCAGGCCUUGAUGCAAAAGGGGGUCGAUAGGAGCUAGGAAGGUGGGAGAAAGCUCGAUGGGUGUAAUAAAGUCUUUUUAAAAUGUAAGCU
Messenger RNA from Aedes aegypti (yellow fever mosquito), 1128 nucleotides. RefSeq lists its product as uncharacterized. The transcript has 4 exons. The record is from RefSeq and is a predicted model, not a curated record. NCBI's taxonomy places the organism in Eukaryota, Metazoa, Arthropoda, Insecta, Diptera, Culicidae. The coding region runs from base 1 to 987 and encodes 328 amino acids.